AUGUUAAAGGAUAUAAGUUCUAAGCUUGACGAGCUGUUGCCACUGAAGGUAGUAGACGGCAUAGAGGAUUCCUUGCAACUCUGGUCGGAGCAGUAUGAUGAACUGCGGAAAAUUACCGAGAAACGUGAACAGGAAAUUAAAGAACUCAGACGCCGCACCGAAAUACACGAGAAAAAUGAAAACGAUGUUAUUCAGCUCCAAGCUGAAAUCGACGCCCUCGAAUGGAAAAGCCGCCGCCUUAACCUUGAAUUUCAUGGCAUUAAACAGACAGAAAAACAAAAUUUCAUUGACAAGCUAAACGAACUCGCCACGCAGCUUGAGCUUCCACAGCUAUCGGCUAACGACGUGGUUGCGGUUCACCGCCUACCGUCUAAGAAAUAUAAAAUCCCCGGCAUUAUCUGUCGCUUUGCCAAGCAGACUGAUAGGGAUCAGUGGUGGUUGAACCGAAAGAAACUGCGUGACAGGAAUGAUGUGGUCUUUAUGAAGGAAAAUGUGACAAAACGAACACGUGCUCUUCUCUUCGCCCCUAAAAACUGGGCCAAAAGGGCAAUGUACAAGUAUGUGUGGCACAACAACGGUCGGGUACUUGUUCGCAAAGCGGACGGUGAACAGGCAGUGGUGAUUUCCACCGCAGAUGAUCUGGAUAAACUAGGCUAAGAGCUGCGUGCUUUGCUAAACCAAUGGCAGACACAAACGUUGACUUCUAUGUGUUGCCCCAAGAAUGUGAGCAACACAUCGGGAAACCGUUCCUUAAAUCAUUUAAAUGCUUUCACCUAAAUAUUCGUUCUGUUAUAAAUAAGUAGUCCGAUCUUUGUUUGUUCCUUGAACAACUCCGUUUUUCAUUUGAUGCAAUAUUAUUAACAUAAACCUGGUGUACGAAUGAUCUUGAUGUUUUGCGCCUUCCAUCCUACAAUACAUUUUAUUUAAAUCGUUCCUAUUCACGCGGUGGCGGUGUAUGCAUCUUGAUUAGGGAAGCAUUUACUUGCGAAUUAUUAUUCGAACUUUCUGUCAGCACACA
Rhipicephalus sanguineus (brown dog tick) is the source of this 1018-nucleotide messenger RNA. RefSeq lists its product as uncharacterized. The record is from RefSeq and is a predicted model, not a curated record. The transcript is spliced from 3 exons. The coding region runs from base 1 to 657 and encodes 218 amino acids. Lineage: Eukaryota; Metazoa; Arthropoda; Arachnida; Ixodida; Ixodidae.